Linum trigynum is the source of this 2725-nucleotide messenger RNA. Lineage: Eukaryota; Viridiplantae; Streptophyta; Magnoliopsida; Malpighiales; Linaceae. The record is from the annotation of a GenBank genome assembly.
GAAGCCAUGUUUCAACACCAUUCCGCCUUCCUUCACGUGUUCAACUAUCUGAUCACCAUCAAUGUGAACAUGUUAUCUCUCCUGCUUGGAAUCCCUAUCACUAGGGCUUGAGGUAAUGGAUGCUUCAGACUUUCAAGUUGUCGCUUUCGAUGAGAUCAAGGCUAUUCACAAGUAUACUCGUGACACUGGUCGAGUUGAUCCAAAUGUCCUCCCAUUUGGUCGGCUUCCUUAUGAUCUCAAAGUUCUCCACUUCUAUUUAACUCGAGUGUUCCUCCCUUGCUCCUAUGGUCACGCCACCAUUCAUCCAACUGACCUGUGGAUUCUUGCUAGUGCCAAAGAAAAUCAUGCUAUAAGUUAUCCUCGCCUCAUGUUUGGUCACAUGGUAACCUACUAUGAUGACAAUUACAAGGGAGACCUUCCAUUUUCUCCUCAAAUAACUCUCUUGCUGCAAGCUCUCGGCGGUGAUCUGCGCUACAAAGUCUAUCGUGUGGACUUAAUUGAUCGUUUGCUCUCUCAGUUCGUGCUUCGCAAGGUUGAUGCAUCCGUGGGCCGCCGUCGUCCUCGGGUUAAUGCUCCCAGGGGAGAAAGGGUUGCCAAUGUAGUUCCUCCACUUGAGGAUGGACUAAGUCUUACUUAUCUGGUUGAUGAUGAUACAACAAGCUCAAGUGGGGUUAGGAAGGUUCCAGCUGAUGACAAGGAGGCUGAUGACAACGAUGAGGAAGAUGUCGGCCAUCUCAGACUAUAUGCCCUCCCCAACCUAUCCGUUUUAAAAUCAUGUUACUAGACUGAGGGGGAGUCAUUCCGAGGAGGAUUUCAGUCAGUAGUUCUCGUGUCAAGGUCGAAUAAAGUUCUGCCUCGGCAGAAUGUUGAUUGGUCUAGUCAAUUGUUUCUCUUUUUGUGUUCGAGUCAGUUGUAUUUUUUGGUUGAGUUUGGGUUCCUUGGAGUUCGAUGGUUGCACCUGGUUUCUAUUGAAAUAAAAUUAUGAUUGUGACAGUCAUACCAUAUUAUUGUGGGAGUUAUAUUAACAACUAUGUGUAUGGAACACUCUGCACGUAAUGGUUUGCUAAGUGUGUGUAGGAACCACAUAUGCAGCAAGAAGGGAUCAUUAACUGGCUUAGGGGGAGAUUGUUGAAGGGAAGCCAGUCAAUGUUAUAAUGGGCUGAAGCAAACAAAGAAAGAAAGAUCAAAUAUUUUGGAUCACAGUCAGACAAGGAAAAACUGAAAAGUUUUCAAAUUGGAGAAGAAGCUUCCAUGCUUGUGGCUAAUGGCCAUAUGAAGAAUUGGAAUGCUGCUCAAUCUGAUGGAGUUUCCAUAAUCAUGGCUAACGACUAUCUCUAAUUCAUUAUAAGAGAAGCAACUCGAGGUAGAAGGAGGCAACUUUUCAGGCGAUCAAUAUACAGAGAGCUAAGGAAUUUGCUAGUAGUAUUUUCUGAAAAGGGUCUCUAAAAUGUAUUUCAGGGAGAAGUAGUAUUAGCGAGUGAGCGUUGGAUUAUGCUGUAGUUGGAUAACGGGGAAAGUUUAUAUUGGGUAGCUAUCAAUCUCUGGAAAGAGGGUUGAUCAAAGUGUUGACAAUCCAAUCUUGUUCAAAGCUGAAACAGACAACAUUAUAGUGAAUCGCCGGACACAACACCACCAUGGUUACCCGGCCGUGGACUAGUCGGUAGCACAAUUUGCCUACCAGAAACCACGUAAAAAUAUCGCAUCUCGUUUUGCUUUCAGUCUUUUACUUUAUUUAGUUUAUGCACUCUGUUUUUCUGGGUAAACUGCAGGGGAUCUUGACGAACAGGUCAAAGGAAGAAGAAGGCUAGCUUACGGCAAAAUGGCGGAGUCGUUUAAGCCCUUCCGACUAUUAUCAAGCCUUCACGUAAUCAGAAUUGCUUGGUUUGGGCCGUUCGUGGAGAAAUCAAACACUACGCCCAAGUGAAGAAUAAACUAAAGCCUGGGUUUCAUUUCGCCUCAUCCCUCUACCACUUAACAUUUUCGGAUCUAAACAGUUUUUUCACAUUCCUCUGUUUCAUCGUCACAUUUACAUUUCGAAUUAGGGUGCUAGCAAAAGCGUUGUAUUUCCGGUCGAGAAAAGGGAAGCGUGUGAAGGAAUCUCACGCUCGAUUCCACUAACAGUAACAUCCCAAAAAAAAUUCAAUCAAAACAUUGUUCGGCUUCGGGGUGCACAUCAUGCUCGGUAAGUUACCUAUCCUUACACUGCUCCAUGGGACAUUUAACUUCGGAUUUCUUACAAUAACUCUUUAAUUUCACCCCCAAAACCGCCUUGUCAAUUUAGAUUGAUUUUUUACUUAUGAAUCAUGGAUAUAUCUCGUACUUUGUUGAUAUGAGAUUUUCUUUUAGUGUUACAAUCACCACUUUUAUUACUCUUGUGUUGGUUAUUACAGCUUUUAUUAGGAGAAAUUAGGGGGGGGGGGGGGGGGGGGGGGGGGGGGGGAGAGAACUGCCAUUAUUAUGCAUCAUGUAUGGCAGGUAUUAGGGACAGUCUCCAACCAAGGACUGGGCUAGAAAUUUUUCUUUUACAAUUGAACAUCAUUCACUCACUUUUUAUUGGGUUCGAAACGAGUUUAAAACACUAUCCGUAAAAAAAAUUCAAUCAUAGUAAGAAACCAGGGACAAAAUUAGUUACUCCUAUUUUUCGUUUACUCAUCGUUUGGCUGUUUGAAGGAAUUUUUCCUCAUAAAUAAUAAUUUGAUGCUGAAAAUAAAAAAUAAAUUAUACG